Molecule: messenger RNA, 1159 nt
Organism: Salpingoeca rosetta
Lineage: Eukaryota; Choanoflagellata; Craspedida; Salpingoecidae
Exons: 3
Coding region: 239-1159 (306 amino acids)
Source: RefSeq, a predicted model, not a curated record
UUGUUGCUUGUCGCUUGUGUGGUGGUGGGUUGCGUGAGUGUCAUGUUUGUGGGGUGCUGUUGAGGGGUGCUGUUGAGGGGUGGUGGGUGGUGGGUGGUUGUCGGCUGUGUGUUUGGUGAGCAUGCUUCCUUCUUGUCAACGUUCGUACGUCACUGUGCCAUAGAGUUGAGCAAACAGUGGUGUUCAAGCUGCGCACCGCCACUGUGUGACGUGUACAGCUCUGCUCUCACCGGCUGACAUGUCUUUCGUGUGUCCGUGGGAAAUUUGCGUGGGCAGACCAAGGUUGCAGCGCAGCAGCAGUGACAACUUGAAGAGCAGAGGAGGGGGCUUGCUUGAUUCAGACCUUGCCAUGGGUUGGUUUUGGGGCAACAGCGGCAGACGCCCAUACUAUGGGUUCGGCAGAUACAUGGGCCAUUUCACCCCGGAGACAGUAGACCUCAAGAAAGACCCGUUUUUCUUUGAACCGAGCGAGCACGAGUGGGUGCGGGAUGUGGAGGCCAACUGGACGGUGAUUCGCGACGAGUUGGAACAGUACUUGAACCGACACAACAACUCGCUCAUCCCCUACUUUGGCGACCACCUCAUGAGCUCCAAGAAGUGCUGGCGCGCACUGGGCCUCAAGUUCUGGAACAUCUACCACCCGGAGAUGCCCAAGGUGUUCCCGCGCACCAUGGCCAUCUUCGAGCGCAUCCCGCACAUGGUCUCCGUCUCGUUCAGUCAGAUCCAGCCCAACUCAGCCAUCAAGCCGCACUUUGGCGACACCAACGCCAACUACCGCUGCCACCUUGGCCUCGUUGUGCCCGGCACGCUGCCCGAGUGCGGGUUCAAGGUUGGCACGGAGCAGCGACCGUGGCAGGAGGGCAAGGUGCUCAUGUUCUGCGAUGCACACUUGCACACGGCGUUCAACUACACGGACAGACCACGCUUCAUUGUCAACUUUGAUGUGCUCCGCCCGGAGUUUGCCCAUAUGGAGACGCGUGUGUGCGCGACGGCGCUGGCAGCCAUCAUCACGCAGAAGGUGUGGCAGUGGCUGCCGUGGGUCAAGAGCUCCCCCAUUACCACCCGCAUCGUGUACAACCUCCUCACAUGGAUCAUGCUUGUUCCCAUUGGGACCGGUGUCGGCGCACACACCGUCUACAAGAUCCUCGCCGACGAAUAG